Molecule: messenger RNA, 379 nt
Organism: Chelonus insularis
Lineage: Eukaryota; Metazoa; Arthropoda; Insecta; Hymenoptera; Braconidae
Exons: 4
Coding region: 80-379 (99 amino acids)
Source: RefSeq, a predicted model, not a curated record
AUUUAUUUGUUGACAUUGAAUGAUGUUUUUCUAAGGAUGGUACUUUGUUAUUUAAUUUGGUAUUAUUGAUAAAAAUGUAAUGCAUGAUAAUAAUAUUUUAUUUGCAGUGCAGGAAGGCAAUAUCGAGGUCCUAAUGGAUCAACAAUUGGUGAUAAUUGAAGAACAACUUACUGAAGAACAAUUGAAUAAUCCAAUUUAUCAACUUAUAAAAGAUACAACCGAUGGAAAAACUAUAGUGAAAUACUAUUUAACUCAUAAUCAUGUAGAGAAAAAUUUAAGAAAUCUAUUGACUCGAAUAAUUUUGAGAGCUGAAGCUAAUAAAAUUUUUGGUCCAGUUGACAUUAAUAACGAACCAAAAUCUCUUCCGAAUUCAGAAUAA